AAGAAGAUAUUUGCAUUUAGAUAGUGUAUUAAUACUUUCCAUCUUUUACGAUUUUCAUACCUUGAAUUUCGAAAGAACAAACGCUAGGAUUUGAUGGGUUUUGAGAAAUUCAUAUGAGAAGUUACACUCUUUAGUUUUACAAUUCGACGUGGAAUUUCUUUGGAGAAUCUGUUAGAAAGCAUCUGAGUCGGAAUUCGAGAGUUUUGAUGAUCGAUGGCUCCCAAAACAGGAAAAGCAAAGCCUCAUAAGGCCAAAGGAGAGAAGAAGAAGAAGGAAGACAAAGUUUUACCAACCGUGCUCGAGAUAACCGUGGAAAGCCCCGACUAUUCUCAAGUGACGCUCAAGGGAAUUUCAACGGACAGGAUUUUGGACGUUCGAAGGCUGCUAGCCGUCCACGUGGAAACAUGCCACCUCACUGACUACUCGCUCUCUCACGAGGUGCGAGGAUCUGAGCUGAAAGACUCUGUCGAAGUCGUCUCUCUCAAGCCUACUUUUCUCAGCAUUGUCGAAGACGACUACACCGAAGAACUAUCCGUCGCUCACGUCCGUCGACUUCUCGACAUCGUCGCGUGUACGACUUCCUUCGCCUCAAGACACUCACCAAAGAGCCCAAAAGAACCCGGUCCAACCAAACCCGGUUCGGAUGACGGGUCCCCCAAAACCGUCACCACCACAACCACAGCCAAACCUACCAAAGACGGGAAACCAGAAUCUCCCUCAGCCGUUGAUGCAGAAAAGGCAGAUGCGGCGACGGCUGCAACGGUGUCGAUUUACCCUCCACCAAAGCUCGGGCAGUUCUACGACUUCUUCUCGUUCUCGCACCUCACGCCGCCGCUCCAAUAUAUUCGGCGUUCGUUGCGGGCGUUUGUCGAGGAUAAGAAGGAAGAUGAUUUCUUUCAGAUUGAUGUUAAGAUUUGUAAUGGGAAGCUGGUGACAGUUGUUGCUUCACGGAAAGGGUUUUAUCCAGCAGGGAAGCCGCUACUUCUAAGUCAUUCGUUGGUGGGUUUGUUGCAACAGAUUAGCCGGGCAUUUGAUGGCGCUUACAAAUCCCUUAUGAAAGCUUUCACAGAGCACAAUAAGUUUGGGAAUCUUCCAUACGGUUUCCGUGCCAAUACAUGGGUUGUCCCUCCCAUCGUUGGGGAAGCUCCAUCCAUCUUCCCCCCUCUUCCUGUAGAGGAUGAAAGUUGGGGCGGAAAUGGUGGUGGUCAAGGAAGAGAUGGGAAGCAUGAUCAAAGGCAGUGGGCAAGGGAAUUUUCAAUCCUAGCUGCCAUGCCAUGUAAGACCCCGGAAGAAAGACAAAUCCGAGACCGGAAAGCUUUCUUACUUCACAGUCUAUUCGUCGACGUUUCAGUUUUUAAAGCAGUUGCGGCAAUUCAGCAUCUUAUCGACAGCCGUAAGUGCUUGAAUGAAAAUCCAAGUAGUCAUCCAAACUCAAUUUCUUAUGAGAAACAAGUUGGUGAUUUAAGGAUCACAGUAACAAGAGAUGCACAUGACGCAAGCACGAAGCUGGAUGGUAAAAAUGAUGGAAGUCAGCCACCCGGAAUGUCAUCUGAGGAGCUUGCUCAAAGAAAUUUAAUGAAAGGGAUAACUGCAGAUGAGAGUGCGACAGUUCAUGAUACUGCUACUUUAGGUGUUGUGGUAGUUAGACAUUGUGGAUACACGGCAGUUGUAAAAGUUCCAGUCAUUGUCAAUUGCGAGGGGACUCCUGUGCCUCAGGACAUUGACAUUGAAGACCAACCUGAUGGAGGUGCCAAUGCCUUGAAUGUCAACAGCUUGCGGAUGUUAUUGCACGAGGCAUCCACACCUCAAUCGCCUGGUGGAGACCAACGCUCAGAGUCUGACGAUUUAAAGUCUGCCAGGUUGUUAAUACGGAAAGUAAUAGGGGAUAGUCUAGCAAAGUUACAAGGAGAGCCUACUAAACAGAGAAGAUCCAUCCGAUGGGAGCUUGGAGCAUGUUGGGUGCAACAUUUGCAAAACCAGGCUUCUGGGAAAACUGAAUCUACGAAGAGUGAUGAUAAAAAAGUGGAACCCACUGUCAAAGGUCUAGGGAAGCUAGGGGGACUGCUAAAGGAGAUUAAGAAGAAGACAGAUGACAAGAGCAGCAAACUUGAUACGGGAAAGGAAAAUUCUACCUGUAAUAGCUCCAGCUCAAGCAAGAAAGACACAACGGAUACUGCUGACCGGAAAGAACUAGAGAAACAAGAGUUGGAAAAGGAAGCGAUGUUGAGAAAGCUGCUUCCUGGCCCAGCAUUUCUACGUCUGAAAGAAUCUGAAACCGGUCUGCAUUUGAAGUCACCUGAUGAGUUGACUCAGAUGGCCCAUAAAUAUUAUGCUGAUACUGCAUUGCCAAAACUGGUAGCAGAUUUUGGUUCCCUUGAACUUUCUCCAGUUGACGGAAGAACAUUGACUGAUUUUAUGCACACAAGGGGUUUGCAGAUGCAUUCUUUGGGAUGUGUGGUUGAACUUGCAGACAAGCUCCCUCAUGUACAAUCUCUAUGUAUCCAUGAGAUGGUUGUUCGGGCCUUUAAGCAUAUACUCCAAGCAGUUGUUGCGGCGGUGGAUGAUGUCGCUGACUUGGCUGCAUCAGUAGCCUCAUGUUUGAAUAUCUUGCUUGGAUCUCCAUCAGUUGAAAAUGCUAAUAUGGAGUUGGUUAAUGAUGAUAACCUCAAAUGGAGGUGGGUCAAAACCUUCCUUUUGAAGAGGUUUGGAUGGGGAUUGAAAGAUGAAAGUUGUUGUGAUUACCUCAAAUGGAGAAAGUUUGCUAUUCUUCGUGGCCUUUGCCACAAGGUUGGACUUGAGCUAUUUCCCAGAGACUAUGAUAUGGAUGCCGCAUCUCCCUUUAGGAGCACAGAUAUUAUCAGCAUGGUCCCUGUAUAUAAGCAUGUAGCUUGCUCCUCUGCAGAUGGACGCACGCUGUUGGAAUCAUCCAAGACUUCCUUGGAUAAAGGCAAGUUGGAGGAUGCUGUCAACUAUGGCACUAAGGCACUUUCAAAACUUGUGGCAGUAUGUGGUCCUUAUCAUCGAAUGACUGCCGGAGCAUAUAGUCUUUUGGCUGUAGUUCUUUACCACACAGGUGAUUUUAACCAGGCAACCAUCUAUCAACAAAAGGCUUUGGAUAUAAAUGAGCGGGAACUUGGUCUUGAUCAUCCGGAUACAAUGAAAAGUUAUGGGGAUCUUGCUGUUUUUUACUAUCGGCUUCAACACACUGAAUUGGCCCUAAAGUAUGUUAACCGUGCAUUGUAUCUAUUGCAUCUAACAUGUGGCCCUUCGCAUCCGAACACUGCUGCAACCUACAUUAAUGUGGCAAUGAUGGAAGAAGGCCUUGGCAACAUACAUGUUGCACUCAGAUACCUGCAUGAGGCUCUCAAGUGUAACCAAAGACUGCUUGGAGCUGAUCACAUACAGACUGCAGCCAGUUACCAUGCCAUCGCCAUUGCUCUUUCUUUGAUGGAAGCCUACUCAUUAAGUGUUCAACACGAGCAGACCACACUUCAAAUAUUGCAGGCCAAACUUGGUACGGAAGAUCUCCGAACUCAGGAUGCUGCUGCAUGGCUUGAAUACUUCGAGUCCAAGGCCUUGGAGCAGCAAGAAGCUGCACGCAAUGGUACUCCGAAACCAGAUGCCUCUAUUGCCAGCAAAGGCCACCUCAGUGUGUCGGACCUUCUGGAUUACAUAAACCCAGAUGUGGAUAUGAAAGUAAGAGACAUUCAGAGGAGACAAGCUGCCCGUGCAAAGAUGAGAGGCAAACCAGGCCAAAAUCAAUGGGAAACUGCCACAGAUGAAGAUCAAAAGGAUGCACCUUUAUCACCAACUUACCCUUUGAAUGAGAACUCCAAUGAUAAAGAAAACAGCACCAAAACUCAACCUGUUGAAUCCAAGGACAAGAUGCCUGUCAUCGGUGUGGCAGAUGAGCUGCCUGCAUUGCACCAACAAGAUGAAACAAUGCAGGUCGACACCUCUGAUGAAGGGUGGCAAGAAGCCGUCCCGAAGGGCCGCACUCCUGCAAGUCGCAAGUCUUCUAGUUCAAGGAGACCAAGCCUAGCAAAACUCAAUACAAGCUCUGUGAACAGCUCAGAAUCCGCACAAUAUAGAGCAAAAACCACCAACUUCCCUUCCCCAAGAAUGUCUCUGAGUGAUUUUGUUGGAGCUGCUGCUGCUGCUGCUGUUUCUACUCCCAAGAAGUUGCUCAAGACCUCAAGCUUCAGUCCAAAACCCAAUGCCCUUACCAUCUCAGCGAGCAGUGUGGAGAAAUCCACUAAUGCAAAAUCAGCACCAGCUAGCCCUUCCAGUAAAAUCCAACCUGUCAAAUUGGCUCCUCUAUCUAGUCCAAUCAGCACGCAGUCGGCUGGAAAACUUCUGUCAUACAAAGAAGUAGCAUUGGCUCCACCAGGGACAGUAAUGAAGGUUGUGGCGGAGCAGCGGCCAAAGGAGAACCAUCCAGACGAGCAGAAACAUCUAGUAACUGAAGAAGCAACAGCUACUGAAAAGCUCAAUGGAGAGAAAAAGGUUCAGAGUACUGUUGAAGAAGUGGACGAAGUGCCGUCCUCUGGUCAGGAAGUAAAGAGUCCUGUUGGCAUUCAGGUAAAAAAAGCAGAAGCAGACGAUGCUGUGGCAACAGAAUCCUCUCAGGAAGCAAAGACUGUUGCUGUUGAGGAAAAGGAUGCAGUGUCCUCUGGUCAGGAAGUAAAGAGUCCUGUUGGCAUUGAGGAAAAAAAAGCAGAAGCAGACGAUGCUGUGGCAACAGAAUCCUCUCAGGAAGCAAAGACUGUUGCUGUUGAGGAAAAGGAAGUCGCUGAAUCAGUAGCUGCAAAUCCCACUUCCCCAAAAGAAACGAAUGCUGAAACUUCAGAAACAGGUGGGAUCAUGGAGAAGCAAUGUGGACCCACUUCCGAUUUGGAAACCCAAUCAGUUUUAACAGAAGAGACACCUAACUUGACAGAGAAGUGCACCGCCAAUGCUGAAAAUAAAGCAACGGAGGAAGGAGAUGGGAAGCUGCAACCUCAACUCAAUGAACACGAAACUGAGAAAACUUCGGCAAACGAAGGUGAAAAGCACGAUGAAGAGGUGGGAACUGGGAAAGAGACAAGCAAGAAACUCUCGGCUGCCGCCCCUCCAUUUAACCCAUCUAUGAUUCCGGUUUUCGGGUCAGUUCCUGUGCCAGGUUUCAAAGAUCAUGGAGGAAUUUUGCCUCCACCAGUGAAUACUCCUCCAAUGCUGACGGUUAAUCCUGUCCGUAAGUCUUCUCACCACUCGGUGACUGCAAGGGUGCCAUAUGGUCCACGUCUCUCUGGUAAUUACAACCGAUCUGGGAACCGGGUCCCACGUAGCAAGCCUGUUUUGCAGAAUGGUGAACAUGCCAUUGAUGGUAAUCACUUCAUCCCUCCGUUAAUAAUGAACCCGCAUGCCGCUGAGUUUAUACCAGGCCAGCCAUGGCUUCCCAAUGGUUAUCUGGUCUCCCCAAACGGUUUUCCAGUGUCCCCAAAUGGAUAUCCGGUGUCCCCGAACGGCUUCCUGAUAUCCCCCGAGAGUAUCCCAGUGAGCCCCAACAGUUUUCUGGCAUCUCCUAACAGUUCACUUGCAUCGCCUAUGCUGGCUGCUGAUGAAGUAAUUGAAAGUGGAUCUCAAGGAGAAGAAAAUGCUGAUGUGACCGAAAAGCCUCCUCUGGAAGUGAAAGAAGAGAGCCUGGAGCAGCAAAUAGAUCAGCCCCCAGCUAAUGAAGAGACCCAUCUCAGCGACACUGAACAAAAUCCCAUUCCAAUAGCUGCUGUUUCUGAAGAAGUUGUGAUGGCAGCAAAAGAAGAUUGCAACAGUACUAGAAUUGAGGAAAAACCAGUGAAGUGUUGGGGUGAUUACAGUGACAAUGAAGCUGAGGUAAUUGAGGUUAGGAGUUGAAAGAAGGAUAAAUUCUUUAAAAGGGCACCACAAAUUCGCAUUACUUCAAAAAAAAUGCAUUACUUUUCCCUUGGUCAUACAAGAAAUAGAAAGCGAGGAAGCUGAGUCUGUUUCGGAAAUGAGAAUAGGGAGAUUUACUGUUGUUUUCCCGCAGGACAAGAUGCUUCCAACAUUUCCAUGAUUUGAUUUUGCAGCAUGGAUCAAGGGAUGUCCGGGCAUGGAAUGUUCUGUAAGUUCAUGUUCUCUGUCCUUGUAAAAGAUCAACUAAGAAAACAGCUAAAGGAAUUAAUUAGUUGGUAGAUGGUCCUUUAGAUUUUCUUUCAUCUGUACUUUAAUUGAAAAUUUCAUGCACUAAUCUGAAGAAUUUGGCCUUUCACUUCA
Magnolia sinica is the source of this 6273-nucleotide messenger RNA. Its product is annotated as protein REDUCED CHLOROPLAST COVERAGE 2-like. Gene Ontology annotation, cellular component: cytoplasm. Gene Ontology annotation, biological process: organelle organization. Lineage: Eukaryota; Viridiplantae; Streptophyta; Magnoliopsida; Magnoliales; Magnoliaceae. Bases 214 to 5892 code for a protein of 1892 amino acids. The transcript has 23 exons. The record is from RefSeq and is a predicted model, not a curated record. Gene Ontology annotation, molecular function: protein binding.